UGAUUGGCCGGCGCUUCAGUUGGUCAUCACCUGUUGGGACGUAAACAAAGAUGGGCGAAGUGCUCGUGAGUGUCAUGUAUAGAACCUGUUUUUCCGGGCAGUGAACGUGUAGAGGACUUGUGUGAGGUGGCAGCGGUGUUUUGGGCCACUAUUCCAACAUGCUUGUGUACGAGCAGGAUGAGGUGUACACCAUCCCCACCUCGCCCGAUGAACUCACGGUCUCAGGGAAGUUGCGGAUCAUAGAGAGGCGUAAUGGGGUGGUGGUAGAGUGGCGGUGUGCAGAUGAUGAGAAUUCCACAGACAGUGAUUGGGCAGUGAUCAACUCUGCAGCAGUCACCUUCACACACCACAAUAUAUCAGAUUCCGUUGAGAUCUCCACAUCAAGGCGAAACGUGCGUCCCAUCAGUAUAGAGCUGGUGGACCUCCGCAGUUACCGGAUAGGGCAGGAUGGAUCUCUUGUGCUGAUCCAGCGUGACGGGACAACUCACCCAGCACUGGCCUUCCACACCGGCUCCGUGCUGUGCUUUGUGGAGGUGCUGCUCAGAUACGUGGUGGUCAAGAAGUCCGAGAAAGACUGCAAUCUGUACUUGGUGAGUGACAAGAAGCAGGCAGCUCAGGAUGAAGAGCUACUUUCCAUGAAUCUUGUGCCCAACCGCCGAGGGCCAAUAGGGCCUGGUGGACUGCCACAAAGUGCGCCGCAGCGGGUUUGGGGCUUCCUCAACAACUUCAAGCGUGAUCCGUACACAACCACUGCCACCACUCUCUCUAAGUUCUAUGAUGUUGUCUUGUAUGCUGGAGUGGAAGAUAAUGUGCGAGACACAGUUGGUAGAGAGGAUGACAUGGCAGAGAUUUUCCAUAGUCUCAAUGGCUUUGAGGAUCUUGAGCCUGGGUUUGAGAUGUUGACGGAGAAGAGGAUCUUGAAUAAGCGUCCGGAGGUUGAGCGCCUGGCACCCAUGACCCACGAUGAGUUCCAGCAGUAUGUGGACGAUGACGGCAGGGUGCUGGAGGUGGACCCACUCAAGCAGCGCAUAUUUAAGGGGGGCAUCCACCCGAACCUGCGGCGGGAGCUGUGGUGCUACCUGCUCGGUCACUAUGUGUGGAACCAAACCUACAACCAGCGGGAGGAGAGGAAGCGGGAGAAGGAGAACAGCUACUACAUCAUGAAGCAGCAAUGGAAGACCAUCAGUGAAGACCAGGAGAGUCGCUUCAAUGGGUUCAAGGAGCGUCGAAGCCUCAUAGAGAAGGACGUCAACCGCACAGACCGCAACCACCCAUUCUUUGAGGGAGAGCACAACACCAACGUCACCCUGCUGCAUGACGUCCUUAUGACCUACGUGAUGUACAACUUUGACCUCGGCUACGUCCAAGGCAUGAGCGACCUCCUUGCCCCCAUCCUGUACGUGACCCAGGAUGAGGCCACUGCUUUCUGGUGCUUCGUGGGGUACAUGGACAUGGUGUAUCGCAACUUUGACAUGGACCAGUCAGGGAUGAAGCAACAACUGAAGGACGUGCAGCAGUUAGUGAGGCUGGUGGACCCUGAGCUCAUGUCCUACCUUGAGGCGCGUGACUCAUCAAACUUUUACUUCUGCUUCCGAUGGCUUCUUGUCCGCUUCAAGAGGGAGCUCAACUAUGCUAGUACAUUAAGGCUGUGGGAGGUGCUGUGGACAGGCUAUCCUUGCCCCAACUUCCACCUGGUCGUGGCUGUGGCUCUCCUGGACACAGAGAAGGACACCAUCAUGGAGAACAAGUUUGGUUUUACAGAGAUAUUAAAACACAUCAAUGACAUCUCUCUUCGCAUUGAUAUUGAUGCUACUCUGAAAAAGGCUGAGGCGAUAUACCUACAAGUGAAGUCAUCAUCUCAUGUGCCAGAGUCAGUGGCAACGAUCCUCAACCUUCCCCAACAGGACCCCCAGCCUUCCUCCCCAUGGCCUCCCCAGCAGGAUGGUCGUAGUGGAGGAGGUCAGGAUGGUGGCAGUGAAGUGGUCAGUAGGAGUGGUGAGGACAUGACACACGACAGUGGAGACGUGGUGGAGGUGCUGAGCAACUUGGGCAUUGUGGGUGUAGUGAGCAGCAUGAUCGGCUCAGCAGUGCGGCACCUCAGCGGUGACGAUGACAUGACGGAUGCUCAGCUGGAGGUGCCACAACAGGAGAGACAAGAGGAGGAGAGGGAGGCCCGCUAUGAGACAGCUCUGAGCCACCAGUUUGUAUAGUGAUGAUCACAGAUGACAUGGUGUGUGUUAAGAUGAAUGAUUGGAGAAUGAAAGAAUUUUUGGUUGCCACUUAUUCCAGUUUUGAGAAUCAUUUUCUUUGUACAGAGUGUCUUGGUCAGCACAAGACUUCAUUCACUUGUACAGCUGAUGGCCACUAGGGCUUGGAUGAGUUGGAGGUUUAGGGUUUUGGCUGGUAGUCUCAUUUCCUGUGGUCCAUUAAUUAAGAGGAGAACCCCCCCCCCCCCCCCAGAUUUUUUUUAUACAAAAUCUAAAAAAAAAAAAGAAAAAAAAAAUCACUGGCCAUUCACAUAGUGGUCACUAAGUUUUGUAUUAUGGUUUUAUAAAAACAAAAAUUUGAAACUAUUCUUAAAUGGAUUCUAGCUAUUGCUCAAAUAUAAUUUUGGAGUCAAAUGUAUAUUUUAGAAUCCAUAUUGCUGUUUUCAUGUAAUGACUUGGGUGGAGUUGGCAGACAUUCAUAAGUUGAGGGCCUCAGUGUGACUGUUCCUGAGGUGAGGAGCAUGGAUGCUGCAUUGACCCGUCUGUUGCCUCCCGAAAACCUUUUUAGAAACCUCUCCACAGAACAUAAACUCUGUUCCAUCUUUCCAUUAGAAUUAUAUAGCAGCUUAAUUUUUUUAUACACUAUUCUGAGGGUUGUGAGAAAAGAGACUACUUGAAUACCACCACAAGCUAUUAAAAAAUAGCACAAGGCAUCCAAGAAUAUUGUAAUUAAAAAUAGCAGAGCAACUACUUUGCAAAAUGUUAACUUGUGUCCAAGCUUAAGUAUAUACAUACUUUGAGUUAGCACCAUGUGUGUGACAUGGAGCAGAGGGAACACUAAGCUCUGGUGCAGUGUGUGUGUGUGUGUGUGUGUGUGUGUGUGUAUAUAUAUAUAUAUAUAUAUAUAUAUAUAUAUAUAUAUAUAUAUAUAUAUAUAUAUAUAUAUAUAUAUAUAUAUAUAUAUAUAUAUAUAUCUAUAUAUAUAUAUAUAUAUAUGACAAAUAGAUGUAGUUUAUGUACUAUAUAAAUAUAUUUUUAUCAAAUUAUAUAUUGACUCUUGCUCAUGGUGACAUUAAUUAAUUGGUGUAUUUUUGGAUACUUCUGAGAUACAGUUUGACAGUUUACUAUGUUGCUGUAAAUCUCUCUAAUUCCACGGUAUCUGGAAAAAAAGUGUAUGUGGCUGCCUUCAUCAUCCAAGGACAAUAAAUCAGGUGUGGUGUGUGGCCCAGGCCGGCCACUUCUGAGGGGCACAGGCAGCCUGCUGCGGGAAGGAUCUCAGAUCAUACCAUUGUCAGUUGCUCAAGACUGCACUGGUAUUUUAUUCUUGUAGAAUGUGUACCACAACCACUUCCAGCCAGAUCCUAAAAUGCACUAAUUAAAAAUGUUUUUUUUUCCAUCAGUAAAACUGGUAAUUGCCAGUGAAAAUGUAGAAGCUUGAUAAAAAAACAUUAUUUUAUAUUUCUUGUACAUUUCUGUGAUAUAUAUAGCAAUGGGCUUCAGUGGUCGUAACGUCAUAAUGUUGAUCAACAUAGUCUUUUUUGUCACUGAAAUAGAUGAGUCUGAUUAUUGUUGGUUGGACUGAGAUGUGCCACGGUGACACACAGACAGAGAAGCGAGUUGUGGGUGUGCCAAAAGCUGAGCCAUGACUCUUAGGCAAGGUUUUGGAAGAAGUCUAAGACAGUUUUGCAGUGACAAUGGUGAGGUGAAACUUUGAACAUGAUUAUUAUAAAGAAUUUUUAUCAUGUCUCCUCACUUGAGCAAUAAUUUUAAAGAUUAUUUAAUUUUCAUUACUAAGCUACUUUUUAUUCACAAGUAAUGUACAUAUUUUUGUGGCCAAAAGUAUUUCAGAAGAAUAGAAACUUGAAGGCACCAUUAGUUGUUCAGUCUUAAUUCCAUCCCUGAGUGUUUAAUGAGGUGUUUGAGGUACUUCUGUAUUUAAAUUUAUAUAUUUACUGAUCUUCAAUUGGGAAUUUCAUUAUUAAUGGCCUUAAGUCAGUAAAUGCUCACUAUUUAAUUUUGACUCUUUGAGGGAAAAACGUUCUUAUAUAUUAUAUAUAUUCUACCUUUCCUCAUGUGACAGUUCACCAUUGAUGGAGACCAAAUUAAAGGACAUUGAUACAACCGAUGAGUUAUGUAAGUUUUUGUGAGAAAAUAAAUAACCAUUUGUAUAUUA
Molecule: messenger RNA, 4380 nt
Organism: Eriocheir sinensis (Chinese mitten crab)
Lineage: Eukaryota; Metazoa; Arthropoda; Malacostraca; Decapoda; Varunidae
Gene: Tbc1d15-17
Product: TBC1 domain family member 15-like
Exons: 14
Coding region: 159-2210 (683 amino acids)
Biological process (GO): activation of GTPase activity
Molecular function (GO): GTPase activator activity
Source: RefSeq, a predicted model, not a curated record